Pseudophryne corroboree (corroboree frog) is the source of this 1358-nucleotide messenger RNA. RefSeq names its product nucleolar RNA helicase 2-like. NCBI's taxonomy places the organism in Eukaryota, Metazoa, Chordata, Amphibia, Anura, Myobatrachidae. The transcript has 15 exons. The record is from RefSeq and is a predicted model, not a curated record. The coding region runs from base 145 to 1200 and encodes 351 amino acids.
GUGCACCGCACAGGCCGGACCGGAAGUGGCGCGGCGCGCGCGGCACAGGCCGGAUAUUGGGUGUGGUAGAAGAGGAGACGAGAGUGGCGCGUGGCGGAGCGGAGGGGAAGUAUAUAGAGGAACACGGGUCUGUACAAGGACGUGAUGAUGGAGAAUCACCAGCCCCUCACAUCACUGGAUGGGGCCAGUAACAGGAAUACCCCAGAGAGAUUUCUCCAUGCUCAUUAUUCCCAGGACUGUACAGAGGAGAAUCACAGUGUCCCACAGGAGGGUCAGGGUGACUUAACUGAUAUUAAAACAGACGUUAUAAAGGAAGAAAAAGGGAUGUAUGUGAGGGGUGAUCAGCAGUGUAAGGAGGAGGAAAUCCCUACAGAUAUCAGCACAGCUUCGGGCAGUGAUGUGCCGCCAGCCGGAGCCAAGAAAACGAUGAAGAGAAAAGGCUCCGUAGAAAAGGAAAUCGCCAAAAGAUGUCCCAUUAAGGAAGAUGCGUCUGCGGCUGUCUUGGAAGAACCUUCGGGCAGUGACGUGCUGCCAGCCGGAGCCAAGAAAACGAUGAAGAGAAAAGGCCCCGUAGAAAAGGAAAUCGACAAAAGAUGUCCCAUUAAGGAAGAUGCGUCUGCGGCUGUCUUGGAAGAACCUUCGGGCAGUGAUGUGCCGCCAGCCGGAGCCAAGAAAACGAUGAAGAGAAAAGGCACUGAAGAUAAGGAAAUUGACAAAAGACGUCCCAUUAAGGAAGAUGCGUCUGCGGCUGUCUUGGAAGAACCUUCGGGCAGUGACAUGCCGCCAGCCGGAGCCAAGAAAACGAUGAAGAGAAAAGGCCUCAAAGAAAAGGAAAUCGCCAAAAGACGUCCCAAUAAGGAAGAUGCGUCUGCGGCUGUCUUGGAAGAACCAAGGAGCAGCACAAGCAGAUGCAUUAAAGGAGAACGAUCAGGAAACACAUCUACGCAAGCUUUUUCUCCGACGGGUAAUAAACAACCCCGCAUAGUCCAAGCAGCGGCUCCGGCAGAUUCUCUGGCAGUGGAGGUACCAGGGCCCAGGCGUCGUACACAAAGCCGCCCAGCGCAAGCAGCGGUGGCGGCAGAUUCUCUGGGAGAUGGGAUACCAGAGCUCGUGCUCGGUAUACUGAACUGUUUGGUAGAUAUAAAAAAUUGUGUGAGCGACAUCAUUGCCUUCUUCGAGAAACACCUACUUAACUUGUAACAGUAUAUUUGUUAUAACGUGGUAAUAGUUUUUGUUAUGUUUUGUUAUGUUAUGCAAAAUCAUGCAAAAUCAUUUAAAGUGAUGUGUUAUAAAACUAUUGUGUUACAAGUUCUUGUUAUAAAGCUGUUUUGUUACGUAAAAGUACAUUUCCUAUCAAA